Messenger RNA from Colletotrichum truncatum, 600 nucleotides. RefSeq names its product NADH-ubiquinone oxidoreductase 21.3 kDa subunit. NCBI's taxonomy places the organism in Eukaryota, Fungi, Ascomycota, Sordariomycetes, Glomerellales, Glomerellaceae. The record is from RefSeq and is a predicted model, not a curated record.
AUGGCCUCCAAGGUAGUUGCGAAGGCUGCGGCUGGCGGCAUUGUCGAGAUCUCCAAGAAACACACUCUCCAGUCUACCGGAAUCUGGGAGCGCAUCCGUCGCAGUCUCGCUAUCGACCCCAACCGCUCCUCCGGUGUGCCUUUGAACCCAACCUUCCGCAACCCGGCUCCGGGCUCCCUGGACCCUCUCUCCUACGACGAUCCCGUCACCGUUCCUGCAGGUGACAUUGCCGACAACCCGUACUGGAAGCGCGAUGCCCGCCGCAACUACCCGGCCCUGAGCGUCGUCAACCAGGCCGACGUUGUCAGUCUGCUGUCCGUCGGCUCUGCCGCAAACCCCCGAGUUGAGCUCAUCGGCGAGGCGGGCGAGAAGCAGCUCGUCGCUACCAAGGAGGAGGCGAAGGCCACGGGUUUGGCACCCUACCUUGAGAAGAACGCCGCCAAGGCCAUCGAGGCCAGCAAGGAGACUUUGUUCACCAACGGCCUGCCGCCUACCCCCAGCGGACAUGACCUCAAGAGCGGGAAGUGGGAUGUGCACAAGUACAAGGUCAACGAGGAGCAGUCCUACGGCGAAGGUUACCCCUGCAGGACAUUCGCAUGA